Tachyglossus aculeatus (Australian echidna) is the source of this 3711-nucleotide messenger RNA. It is a transcript of the gene DEPDC1, whose product is annotated as DEP domain containing 1. Gene Ontology annotation, cellular component: nucleus; transcription repressor complex. The record is from RefSeq and is a predicted model, not a curated record. Bases 1 to 2448 code for a protein of 815 amino acids. Lineage: Eukaryota; Metazoa; Chordata; Mammalia; Monotremata; Tachyglossidae. The transcript is spliced from 13 exons. Gene Ontology annotation, biological process: intracellular signal transduction.
AUGGCCACCCCGGGGGUGGCUCCCGGGCCCUACCGGGCCACCAAGCUGUGGUGGAAGUACUGUCAGUGGAAUGAAGUUACCACCCACUUCCGGGCAGGUAUGCCUCUAAGGAAACACAGGCAACAUUUCAAACGGCACGGCAACUGUUUUACUGCCUGCGAAGCAGUGGAUUGGCUCUGCGAACUGUUAAGGAAUAAUAGCAAUUUCGGCCAAGAAGUUACAAGGCAGCAAACUAUUCAGCUGCUACGUAAGUUUCUCAAGAAUCACGUAAUCGAAGACAUCAAAGGUAGAUGGGGAUCUGAAAAUCUCGAGGACAACAGUCAACUCUUCAGAUUUCCCACAACCUCUCCACUUAAAACUAUUCCACGGCAUCAUACAGAACUGAGAAAAAACAGCACCGAGAGUAUUGCUAAAGAAAAGGAAAGUCUUUUUAAGCUGCGAAAUUUCUCCCGGCGAACUCCUAGAAAGCAUGAAUUGCGUGCAUCUCAGGAAUAUCGAGAAAGCAUGAAAUGUGAAACAGAAGAGAAUAAGGAAAACCCAAUAGAUAGAAGGGAAAUAAGUCAAGCAGAUGUUGAAGAAAUUUGGAGACAUAUUAUUCUGAUACACUUACAAACCAUUUUAGGUAUACCAUCUUUAGAAGAAGUCUUGGACCCAAGUCAAGUAAUACCUCAACAUAUAAUGUAUAACAUGUCCAGUACAAGUAAACACGGAGUCGUCGUGCUGCAGAACAAAUCAGAUGAUCUUCCUCACUGGGUAUUGUCUGCAAUGAAGUGCCUUGCGAAUUGGCCAAGAAAUGACAUGAGCCAGCCUACUUAUGUUGGAUUUGAACGAGAUGUAUUCAGAACCAUUGCUGAUUAUUUUUUAGAUCUUCCUGAACCCCUACUUACCUUUGAAUACUAUGAACUUUUUGUGAAUAUAUUGGUUGUCUGUGGCUACACAGUUCCACAGAGAUCCAGUGGAAAGCAUGAAACCCAUGAUCCACAGUCUUCAAAAUCCCUUCACUUAAACAAUAUGAAUUCUUUCAAAUCCACGGAAUGCCUUCUCUUAAGCCUGCUUCGCCAAGAUAAAAACAAAGAAUCAGGUUUACCUGAAACUCUUCAAAUCCAUGACAGACAGCCCAAAAGUUGUGCUAGGAAAUUGCGGCAAUUCAACUCAAGACCCAGAAGAGCCAGUGCUAACAAGAUAAUAGGAGGAAGCUGUCAGAAUCUUGCGAGUUUAAGGAAUGAACAGACUCAACCAUCCCAUUUUAGGCCAAGAUGCUACUCCUUGGAAGGAAUUGCCGAUUCUCCAAAGUUAGGCAUGAGUGAAGUCUCUGACGUCCUCCCUCGGCCCGAUCUUGGCGAAACAGUCCGGCAAAAUGAUGCGGACCUCCCAGAUUCCGAAACAACAGGCGGAUCUGGCUUAAAUCAUGAUGUGAGGAGGAUUAGCCCAAAGCCACCCAGUCUUGGUUUUAAGAGAACCUCCGCUUUGACUGUCCAGAAUCAAGAGGAGUUGUGUGAAGGGAAAUGCAAAUCCAAGCAACUUUGCAGGUCUCAGAGUUUGCUCUUAAGCAGUAAUGUCAGAAAACGCUGUCACAUCAAUACACCAGUUGCUGAGAUUACUGUACUACCAAACUCUGUAGGUCACCUUGGAAGAACCACAAGUGUGUCCCCAGUAACUGAAACUGACACCGAAGAUUCCCGUAUCACAGUCCAUAAAAGAAUCUGCAAAAGUACUCUAGAACUUUCAGGGAGCUGUCCUCCUCCAGCUUCUAUGUUGACUGGCUCGCAAAGUUUGCUGCAGCCUCAUUUGGAGAGGGUGGCCAUCGACGCACUCCAAAUCUGCUGCUUGUUACUGCCUCCACCAAAUCGUAGAAAGCUUCAACUUCUAAUGCGAAUGAUUUCUCGUAUGAGCCAAAACGUUGACAUGCCACGACUUCAUGACGCAAUGGGAACACGAUCUUUGAUGAUCCAGACUUUUUCUCGAUGUGUGCUCUGCUGUGCUGAAGAAGUAGAUCUUGAUGAACUCCUUGCCACCCGCUUAGUUUCUUUUCUGAUGGACCACCAUGAGGAAAUCUUGAAAGUACCAUCCUAUUUGCAAGCUGCUGUGGAGACUCACCUGGACUACCUAAAAAAAGGCCAGAUUCAGUAUCCUGGUGAAGAAUUGAUUGCUGCUUUGCCAACCUACUCGUACUGCAAGCAGAUAAGUGCUCGGGAGUUUGAUGAGCAAAAAAUCUCUACCUCUCAAGCCGCAGUCGCUGAACUGUUGGAGAAUAUUAUUAAGGACAAAAGCUUGCCUCUAAAAGACAAAAAGAAGAGACUAAAACAGUUUCAGAAGGAAUACCCUUUGAUCUACCAGAACAGAUUUCCCACCACAGAAAGCGAAGCAGCACUGUUUGCUGACAAACCGACAAUCAAGCAACCCAUGUUGAUUUUAAGAAAGCCAAAGUUCCGUAGCUUAAGAUAUUAACUGAACUAAAGAAUCCAUUCUGGUCUGAAUCCACACAACAGAGCUCCAUGCGGUGCCAAGCUGACAUUAAUGAGGCCUCUCUCGACACAAACGAGAAGAAUGCCUUUGGAGUCAAAAAAUCAUUAGCCAACGCCUGCUCUGGGAAGUCUGACCUCAGCAAGUCCGUCCGAUUGACCGAUAGCAUUUUUAGGCAUCCCUUGUCCUCGUUAAGUGAACCGUACUCUUCAAACACCUGGAAAAUCGAUGUCAGCGGAGCAGUCGGAACCAAACUCCGAGCAGAGAUGCUCUGUCUACACCAGCUGCUGAGCUCUAUACUGCCAUAUUGUCACCAAAAGUGUUGUUAGCCAAUCCUCCUAAUGUCAGUGGCUAACAUGAAAUUUUGUUAGCACCGCUGAAAAACGCAACCGGGCCGGAACAGAACCGGUCAGCGGGUAGGAUGGUGCCGGGGUGCAAGAUCACUUUAUUUUAAGGGUGACGCGUCCUCAAUGUUUACAGAUUGAAGAUGGUAGUUGACCCAGGCACUGGGUCUCCGCUGAAAGCGAAUGAAGAAUAAAAACAAGUUCAGUAGCACCAAAUUGCUGGGGAUCGAUAAGCAGUUCCGAGCAUUUUUAUGCAAGUGGCUGAGAAGGAGCCACAGUGACAUGCUUGAACUUCCUUUUCAAAAUGUUGUUUGGACAUCAAGAUUCAAGUGCAAUUCUGUUUCUACAGAAGCAGCAAAGUUUCUAUCUUUAAAUGCCGUAAGAGAAUCCUUCCUGGGUCUACAAUAGUGGACCAGGCGUUUCCACUCCUGUGGAUGUCGGGGGUCUAUUUAGAUAAAAAGCAAAUUCAGUCGAUAUUUAUUGAGCACUUAACUGUGUGCAGAGCACUGUACUAAGUGCUUGGGAGUGUACGACAGAAUUGACUUGCAUGACUGCUAGCCCCCAGUGCCAAGGAUACUUUUUAGCUCUGCAAACUCCGUGACAUUCAUUCUGCUCUGCAACAUUUUGCACUCUUGUAUGUUCCUGUUCUGAAUUUUGUCUAUGUAUGUGCAUGUGUUUAAAUUUAAUGUCAUUUACGCUUCCCCGGUAGGAGUCGGCACAUUCUGAACUCAUGUUUUUAAAACACUCAUCUAAUGCCUAGUUUGCAUACCUGCUAGUGUUGUAUUUAGCAUGUUAGACCGUAUUAUUAGAAGUUUGUCUAUGCAAGAAAUGAGAGCUAGACUCCAUGUCAUCCACGUUUUGUCUCUAAAUUAACUGAACGUAUUUAAUGUAAUUUAAUCAAAUA